UUUUUGUUCUUUCUAGAAAUUUACAAAACCGAAGAGAUAUAGACGAGGAGAAAAGCAGACGUCUCUGUGUCCAUUUCGUUUGUUCAUCGGGUUCUAAGGAUUGUCUGUUUCAAUAGCCAAACUUUGGAUUCUCUUCUCUUCUCUUCUCUUCCUGUUCUUCUUCUUGUCUCGUUCUUUUGCAAUUAUCUCUUCGCUGGGAGAAAAGAGAGAAGGGAUUAGGGAUUUAGGAAAGGAAAUAUGUAUUAUCAGUUGACUAAGUCUUCUUACAUGGACUCUUUGAAGAUUCUGGAGGCUGACAUAGAGCACGCCAAUGGACUGGCUGCUGCGAUUCCUAUGGGAAAGAGCGGUGUGCGUCUUCAGAUGAAAUUGGUGUGCAGCAAUUUGGCUCCAUUCUUCAUCUUCUUGCUACAAUGGAUGGAUUUCUCAUGUCUGCUUCCAAGAUAUUUUGAUUUCUUCCACAUACUCAUAUACAAGGUUCUUACCAAUUAUAUAUCUCUGUUUACGCCUGCUUGCGUGUGUGUGUGUGAAUUGGUAGAUUCCCUGAUUGUUUCCUUGCUUUCCUCUUGGCUUGUUUUGUUUUAUAGGCGUCUUCUUUGUCUUGUACAGGUACGUGCUGAUGGGAGGUGGAAUCUAUCCAGGUACGGAAGGAAAGCCACAAUUAGGGAGUUUUACGGUGUUAUAUUACCAUCACUCGAGCGACUUCAUAUCAACUUUGCUGACUUAGCCAACGACAGCUUGUGGUAUCCAAAUCCAAAAGCCAUCACCAAGAGGAAGUAUGACAUUGAAGGAAACAGAUUCUUGAGCAGCAGCAUUGACUUGGAAAGAGAAGACGAGUGCGGGAUUUGCUUAGAGCCUUGCACCAAAAUGGUGUUGCCUAAUUGUUGCCAUGCCAUGUGCAUCAAAUGUUACCGGAACUGGAACACAAAGUCGGAGUCUUGCCCGUUCUGUCGUGGCAGCAUCAAGAGAGUGAACUCAGAGGAUCUGUGGGUGCUGACUUGCGAUGAAGAUGUUGUUGAUCCAGAGACAGUGACCAAAGAGGAUCUUCUUCGGUUUUACCUCCACAUCAAUAGCCUACCAAAGGAUUAUCCCGAAGCUGUCUUCUUAGUCUACAACGAGUACUUGAUAUGAUGAUUUUAAUGGCGGGAACACAUCAACGACGACGUCGGUGUACAGAAGGAGGAAAGAUCCCAGACCUUUAACUAAGUGUACAUAAGAAUCUGGUGAUCCACUAUUUCCCUUCGUUUUUAGAUUAUGAUAUUAUAAUAAUAAGAUUGUCAUAAUUAUUGUGUUCCCUUGUUAUGAAAGAUUAAGAGAAAAGAUGAUCUCGGUUACAUAUU
Molecule: messenger RNA, 1337 nt
Organism: Eutrema salsugineum
Lineage: Eukaryota; Viridiplantae; Streptophyta; Magnoliopsida; Brassicales; Brassicaceae
Exons: 3
Coding region: 238-1128 (296 amino acids)
Biological process (GO): protein ubiquitination
Molecular function (GO): ubiquitin protein ligase activity
Source: RefSeq, a predicted model, not a curated record